CUCCGUUGACCUUCCCCUUUACUUAUUUUUCACAACACAUCUUUUCAUGGAUAUAUCACCAUUCACCUCCCCUCAAAUUAUACGUAGUAUUCAUUCUGCUGCUUUUUCCUUUAUUACCAAUUUAUUUAUGAUAUGGCAACUCAUAAAACGAUUGAACCCAAAAGGAAGCAAUCCUUUGUAUGCAGCUGGGUUCCAUCACUAAUUUUUCUUUCAACGGUUUUCUUCAUAGGGAGUGCUCUGUUACUUACUGAUUAUAAAGAGAGUUUGUUGGGAUGCAGUCAGCAUCCAAUAAAGGUGACAAAAUCCAAGAUUUGUGAGAAAGAGUGCAUUCCUGAUGGAACUGAGACACUACCAAGAGGUAUCGUCACAAGAACUUCUGAUCUGGAGAUGAGGCCACUUUGGGGCCCUCCUAAGAAGAAGAAGUCGAAGUCGCCAAUGAACUUACUGGCUAUUGCAGUUGGGAUAAAGCAAAAGAAAAAUGUAAAUAAAAUUGUAAAGAAGUUCCAGCUCACUGAUUUUGCCAUCAUGCUUUUUCAUUAUGAUGGCAAUGUGGAUGGAUGGAAAGAUCUAGAAUGGAGUAGUGGUGCCGUACAUGUUUCUGCUGUAAACCAAACUAAGUGGUGGUUUGCCAAGCGGUUCUUACAUCCUGAUAUUGUGGCAGCAUACGACUAUAUUUUCCUGUGGGAUGAAGAUCUUGGUGUCGAACAUUUUCACGUUGGAAGAUAUCUGUCAAUUAUUAAAGAAGAGGGACUUCUAAUAUCGCAGCCUGCAAUUGAUGCUGACAAAUCCGAGGUCCAUUACACACUUACAGCAAGAAAAAUGAAUUCUACAUUACACCGGAGGGCUGUUAAUUUACAUGGCCCAGGACAUAAGUGUUUUGAGAACAGUAUGGACCCUCCGUGCACGGGGUUCGUGGAGAUGAUGGCUCCUGUGUUCUCAAGAGAAUCGUGGCGUUGUGCUUGGCACAUGAUUCAGAAUGACCUUGUUCAUGCAUGGGGCUUGGAUUUUUUGCUGGGGUACUGUGCACAGGGAAAUAGAACCGAAAAUAUUGGUGUUGUCGACUCUGAGUAUUUAAUCCACUCGGGUGUUCCUUCCCUUGGAGGUUCAGGAGAUGGAAAGACGAAUGCUGAAAUUGAUCGGCUAGCUUCCAUGACAACCACAGUGGAUGGAUUUGAUGGUAGAACUUCUGUGAGAAUAGCAUCGUAUAUCGAGCUAAAUAAGUUCAAAAAUAGGUGGGGGAAUGCUGUGAGAGAAGAUGAGUGUUGGGUAGAUCCAUUCCAUCAACCCCCUUAAGCCCAGCUGAUCAUCAUUAUACACUAAUAAAUAUAGUUUCACCACACACCAAAAUACUUGUACAAAACAUAACUUCGUUCUAUUCAAAUGAGAAUAUUUUUUGUUUCUGAUUUGUGAAUGGCUGCUCUGCCUGCUUGUUGGCUUUUUUUACUCCUUUUCUGCUCUCAAAAAUCCUAUCACGAUUCAAGGAAAUCGUGGUAGGUUUUCUUUAAGGUGCAAAAUAUAUUAUGUGGUACGGUUAGGUACAAGCGGACGAGCAUACCGUUGUCUGAUCUAAAAAUUAAUUGCUAUUCAUAUCGCGAAUGAAACCUUAGCACUGUCAAUUUUUGUCAAAAAAAAAUCAAUUAAUAAAAUAUUUCAAAUUCGAAACUAACAAAAGUAAUGCUACUAUAAUAUUUUGGACAACCAUAGUGUUUGAUUCUAACUAAUGCUCCGUUUAAGUUACUAAUCGAAUUAUAAUAAUUUUGGCAGCUAAAUUAAAUGAUACUAUCACUAUAAGGAUAAAAAAUGAAUCAAUUCAUAAUAUUAAGGCCUCAAAACAUUAAAUAUAAUAUAUUACACCAAUUUACUAUGUUUAGGAUGAAAAUAAAAAUGAAUAUUGAUAUUGUUUCUUGGGGCAAAAUAGUAAACAUUUAGAACCUUAUAGCUAAAGUGCAAUUUACCAAAAAGCGGAAGCUAUUGGGCGACUGGAUACCCAAUCCACAUCUUCUCCACCCCAACUGUAAUGGCCGCACCUCUCUAUCCUCUUUCUCUCUCCUUAGUUUACAAGCUUAAACCUCUCUAUUUGUUCACUGCCCACAAGCCAUUUUCUCCUCUCCGCUCUCCAUCACUUUCACUUCCACUUCCACACUCUCGAAGAUGGUGUAAUCUCAAUCCACCCGAUGCAUUCACCCCCAAAACCACCAAAAGAUGGAAAAUCUCCGCCACAAACUAUGAUUUGCUGCUUGCAGAAGCAACCCCAGCUGAGAGUUCUCAAGCAAUAGUUUCGACUAGCGACGAUGGUGUCUCGACUAUUAUAUCCGUUCUCCUUCUCAUCGCGUUUAUCGGUUUAACCAUUCUCACCGUAGGGGUUAUCUACAUAGCUGUGACGGACUUCGUGCAGAAGAGGGAGGGAGAGAAGUAUAAGAAAGAAGAAGCUGAGAGGAAGAAGAAGGGUAGUAAGAAAGGGAAAGUUAGAGCCAGAGCUAGAGAUGGACCUAGAGGUUUUGGGCAGAAGAUCCAACAAGAUGAAGAUGAUGAUGAUUUUGAUCUUGAUUAAGCAGACUGAUCAAAGUUGUGCAGUGAGAAUUUCAUGACAUUUGCAGCUUUGUUUGUGGAGGAAUAUGAUUUAUGAAUAGCUGAAUUUUUUAAGAAAUGUUAUUUACUGCUUUCUGUGUUUA
Salvia splendens (bonfire salvia) is the source of this 2672-nucleotide messenger RNA. RefSeq lists its product as uncharacterized. The record is from RefSeq and is a predicted model, not a curated record. NCBI's taxonomy places the organism in Eukaryota, Viridiplantae, Streptophyta, Magnoliopsida, Lamiales, Lamiaceae. Bases 133 to 1293 code for a protein of 386 amino acids. The transcript has 15 exons.